AGAAAUAUAUUAAAAACAAUCAAGAGUAAAAGACACUGAAAAGAGAAUUGGAAAUAUAUUAAAUAUAUUUAAAAAAGAAUUUCAACAAAUAAAAUAUAAACACUUGAAAAACGCACAAUACGUAUAGAGAGAGUUAUGGCAAGUUCCGGUUCAAAUAACAAUCCUACCAAUGGCAACAAUCCAAAUAAAAACAAUACCAAUGAAAGCGAACAUUCAAUUUCAGUUUACGCAAGCUUGGAUUCAGAUAUAUCUUCGCCAGCACCAUCGACGAACCAGCAACAAGUGGACCCAAAUACGAGUAGUUCACACACGAAUCUGAAUUAUUUUGUGAGAAGAAAAUCAAGAAGUUUAAGCAACGCGGCUGAUAUUGACGCUGUGGAUUCAGUUCCACCAACGUCUGGCUCACAGUUUAGAAUUAGCUUAUCUAGCAGUUUUCAGCGUCUUCAAGAAGCUAAAAAAAAAUAUUUUGCGAAAAAAUGCAUAAAUGAAGAAGACGCCACAAUAUCUGCUGCAGCACUUGAAGGUGCAGAUAAGCGAGUCAUAUUAAUAAAUAAACCCCAACCAAAUAAAUAUCGCAGUAAUCAUAUUUCAACUGCAAAAUAUAGUUUUAUAAGUUUUUUACCAUCGUUCCUUUUUGAACAAUUUAGACGAUACUCGAAUUGUUUUUUCCUAUUAAUUGCUUUACUACAGCAAAUUCCAGAUGUAUCACCUACGGGGAGGUAUACGACGUUAGUACCAUUAAUAUUUAUAUUAGCAGUGAGCGGUAUUAAAGAAAUUGUGGAAGAUAUUAAACGACAUCGAGCUGAUAAUGAAAUUAAUCAUAGAAGAGUGGAACGCCUGUGCGGUGGUAUCUGGUGUGCGGUGCAAUGGGAUCAAUUAUGUGUGGGAGAUAUAAUUAAAGUACCAAAUAAUUCAUUUUUUCCUUCGGACUUGGUGUUAUUAUCUUCAAGUGAACCACAAGCGAUGUGCUUUAUUGAGACGUCAAACUUAGACGGUGAGACGAACUUAAAAAUACGUCAAGGCUUACCGUCAACGGCGCAGUAUUUGGAAACAAAAGAUUUAAUGCAAUUGGUUGGAGUCGUGGAAUGCGAAUUACCUAAUCGUCAUUUAUAUGAAUUCAAUGGAGUGCUUAAAGAACAAGGAAAAAUUUCUGUAGCUCUUGGACCUGACCAAAUCCUGCAACGUGGCGCUAUUUUACGCAAUACUUCGUGGGUGUUUGGUUUAGUGGUGUAUACUGGUCAUGAUACAAAACUUAUGAAGAACUCCACCUCAGCACCUCUGAAACGUUCAACGGUGGAUAAAUUGACAAAUACACAAAUUUUAAUGUUAUUCUUGAUAUUAAUCAUGCUCAGUUUGACAAGUGCCGGUCUGAACUACUUUUGGACGCGUGAAAAUUAUAGCACAGAUUGGUAUUUAGGCAUUAAUGAUUUUAAGAGUAAAAAUUUUGGUUACAAUUUGUUAACAUUUUUUAUAUUGUACAACAAUCUCAUACCGAUUUCGCUACAAGUAACACUAGAAUUGGUACGAUUUUUACAAGCAACAUUUAUUAAUAAUGACGUCCAAAUGUAUCAUGCAGAAACAAAUAUACCGGCUGUAGCUCGUACCUCAAAUCUAAAUGAAGAGUUGGGUAUGGUGAAAUAUAUAUUUUCUGACAAAACAGGAACACUGACAAGAAAUGUAAUGGUUUUCAAAAAGUGUUCUAUAGCGAAAUAUAUUUAUAAGCCCGAAAAUACACCAGAACAAUCUUUAGUUGUACAAAAUAUACUAAGUAAUCAUCAAACUGCGCCCAUUAUCAAGGAAUUUCUUAUUCUAUUAUCCGUUUGCCAUACUGUUAUACCGGAAAAACACGAGGAUGGCUCGAUUAUUUAUCAUGCUGCAAGUCCAGAUGAACGUGCACUAGUCGAUGGUGCUAAACGUUUUGGUUAUGUUUUCGAUAAUCGUACACCAGAAUAUGUAGAGAUUUUAGCUUUAGGUGAAAGAGAACGAUACGAAAUUUUGAAUGUCCUUGAGUUUACAUCAUCACGAAAACGUAUGUCUGUUAUAGUCCGAACACCCGAUGGGAAAAUAAAAUUACUAUGCAAAGGAGCUGACACAGUAAUUUGUGAGCGCCUAGCACCAGAUGGACUAGAGUUUCGAGAUGUCACUUUAAGGCAUUUGGAAGAGUUUGCAGCUGCAGGAUUGCGAACUCUAUGUUGUGCUGUAGCUGAAAUACCAUUAGAUGUUUACAAUGAGUGGAAAGAAACGUAUCAUAAAGCGUCAACGUCUAUACAAUAUCGUGAGAGAAAAGUUGAAGAUGCUGCUAAUUUGAUAGAGAACAAUCUAAGAUUACUUGGUGCAACAGCUAUUGAAGAUCGUCUGCAAGAUGGUGUGCCCGAAACAAUAGCCGCGCUAUUAGAUGCUGGCAUAUAUAUAUGGGUUUUGACUGGUGAUAAACAGGAGACUGCUAUUAAUAUUGGUUAUUCAUGUAAGCUAAUAUCACAUUCAAUGGAUCUCAUUAUACUCAACGAGGAAAGCUUAGAUUCUACGCGAGAUGUCAUACAUAGGCAUUGUGGAGAACUGAAAAAUAUGGAUGUUAAAGAUUGUAAUGUAGCUUUAGUGAUCGAUGGUAAAACACUUAAAUACGCAUUGAGUUGUGAUUUAAGACGGGAAUUUUUGGAUUUAUGCCUUGUGUGUCGGGUCGUGAUUUGCUGUAGAGUGUCACCUAUACAAAAAGCCGAUGUUGUUGAACUGGUUACACAAAGUACUCGUUCAGUUACGCUGGCCAUUGGCGAUGGUGCCAAUGAUGUUGCUAUGAUACAAAGAGCUAAUGUAGGUGUUGGCAUAUCUGGUGUGGAAGGUCUGCAAGCUGCUUGUGCUUCAGAUUAUUCAAUCGGUCAAUUCCGUUUUUUGAUGCGUUUAUUAUUGGUGCAUGGCGCUUGGAAUUAUGCUCGAAUAAGCAAAUUGAUUUUAUAUAGUUUCUAUAAAAAUGUUUGCCUUUAUGUUAUUGAGUUAUGGUUUGCUUUGUACUCUGGCUGGUCGGGACAAAUUUUAUUCGAACGCUGGACAAUUGGUCUUUAUAAUGUUAUGUUUACUGCGUUACCACCAUUUGCUUUGGGAUUAUUUGAAAAAGUGUGCUCAGCCGAGACGAUGCUUAAAUAUCCGCUAUUAUAUAAGCCUUCUCAAAGUGGAAAACUAUUUAAUGUACGCGUUUUUUGGGUGUGGAUCUUGAAUGCGUUAGUGCAUUCUGUAUUUUUGUACUGGCUACCUAUGCUAUUUAUGAAACAGGAUGUUGUAUGGGGUAGUGGAAAAGCGAGUGAUUAUGAACUUAUGGGAAAUAUUGUUUAUACAUAUGUAGUUGUAACAGUUUGUUUGAAAGCUGGUCUUUCGACAAAUUCUUGGACUUGGUUAACGCAUGCCGCGAUUUGGGGUUCAAUAUUUAUGUGGUUCCUUUUUGUGAUUGUAUACAGUCGUUUUUGGCCUGUAUUACCAUUGGCUGUAGUUUUUUGUGGAAUGGAUACUAUGUUAUUCACAACACCUGUAUUUUGGUUCGGAUUAGUACUAAUACCAGUAACUACUCUGCUUAUCGAUGUUAUAUGUAAACUUAUUUAUAAUACUGUUUUCAAAUCAAUUACUGAAGCAGUACGAGAGUCUGAAAUACGUAAAAACGAUCCUAGUCAUGUACUGCAUGAGUCAAGAUCAUCAUUCACUGAGACAGCAAGACUUUUACGCAAUGUUUUUACACGUCGUGCCAACACAAGAGUCGAUACGGAACUAGAACUAUCGCACGGUUAUGCAUUCUCACAGGAAGAAGGUGGUGCUGUACCGCAAUCGGUCGUUAUACGCGCCUAUGAUACGAAUCUUCCCAAGCCGGAAGGAAACUAAAGCCGAAGAGACAAAAUGGAGAAAACUAUUCAAUUUUUACUUAAUAAUUUAACCCCAUUAUAUAUAUAUAUAUAAAUGGUUUUCAUAUAAUAUAAAUCAAUCAAACACACGGAUACACACGUACAAUCGCCAAAGAACAAAAAAAAAAUAAUAUUUAAAUUGCGAAAACAAAAAAGGUUUAAAGAUUUUUAGCACUUUUUACAGUGUAUAAGAUAUUAGGAAAAUACAUAAAAGUUAUAAGCAUUUUAUAAAAUAACUAAAAAACAAUGUUUUUUU
Teleopsis dalmanni is the source of this 4137-nucleotide messenger RNA. It is a transcript of the gene ATP8A, whose product is annotated as probable phospholipid-transporting ATPase IA. The transcript is spliced from 15 exons. Gene Ontology annotation, cellular component: plasma membrane. Lineage: Eukaryota; Metazoa; Arthropoda; Insecta; Diptera; Diopsidae. Gene Ontology annotation, biological process: phospholipid translocation. The record is from RefSeq and is a predicted model, not a curated record. Gene Ontology annotation, molecular function: magnesium ion binding; ATPase-coupled intramembrane lipid carrier activity; ATP binding. The coding region runs from base 136 to 3861 and encodes 1241 amino acids.